CUGCUAUCGGCUCCUGGACACGUCCGCGCUGCAGCAUGGCGACUCUGCACUCGACUCGGUCAGUCUUGGCCGUACCAUCCGAAGUUACUGAGCAUACACUUGCCUUCUGCCAUCCGAGAGAUGUCGCUGUCUUCUCCAAGACCUGCCGAAGUGCCCGGGAUCUCAUCUACAGAUCCCCUGACCAAUAUCUUUGGAGGCAGCUCUUCCUCGCGCAGUUCGACGACCCGCGCAGAGUGCUGUCUCUGAAGCAGGGACAAGGCAAUAAUCGAUGUAGUAAGUACGACUGGAAGGACCAGCUCCAGAGACGCAUCGGAGCAGAAUCCGUGCACCUCGACGAAAGCGGUCCCGCGAAACCUGAGGCCCUCAGCCGAUCCAUCGCAACAUUUCUUACGGUCCUCGAGGAAGCGCUUCCUUAUGCCGAGGAUGAAGAAUCCCGUAACAUGAGGUGGCUAGCGCGGGUCCUGCGCAACGUCAGGUUCCCUAGUGACGCGCCUGACAUCACUGAAAUGCAUCGCCUUCUUGCGCUUUUAUCCCUAUCAAACCGGGAUUUCUUCCACUAUUGCACCGACUCGGCACGAUACGGUACGGACAAGCAGGUCUCGGACGACAGCACGGUGGCAAGUGAACUCGAACCCCUCCGGACUAUCAGUCGCUGCUUCGUCUACGACCUCCGGAAUUACACGGCGCGUACGAGAUACGGCCCAUUCGAAGAUGCUGACACGAUCAACUGGAAACACACUGAAUACAACAUCAACGUCGUUCUUAUGAAUCUACGGGAAUUUCAGCGUAUGUGGCCGGGCACGAGGCCUCCCGUCUGCACCCUGGGGCUGGAUGCAUUAAGAGCAUAUUCGGCCCCUGGGACGCAAGACAAGAGGGGCACAAGAGAUUGGGCAGGUGUUGCCGGCCACUGGAGGAGAUUCGUCUGCUUCAUGGAUUACAGGUUUGGAGGCAGGAGACGGAUGCUGGGGCAAACUGCUCGGGAUCCUGUAUUCUUCACGGAUCCCAAUUUCCAGGAAGCAACCCGUCUGGUCGAAACCGAGUUUGAUUUGAUUGAACCCAGUGACGACCCGGACCAUGAUGCGGACCUAGAGUUCAGCUUCGUUGGCCAUCCAAGAGGUUGUCGCGCCCUACGCCCUGAUGACCCGCCACCAAUCCAUUUUGUCGGUAUAUCCCGAGGGUCCAACGGCAACGAGUCCAACGUGAAAGGUUGCGUCCGAAUGGAAGCUGGGGGAAUUAGAUGGAGAUGGGUGUCUAUCUAUGAUUCCAACACACAGUGGAGCGCGGAAGGUGUGCAAAUUGGUCAAGUCUGUAGCGCCGCAGGCGUGGUAGGAAACUGGACUGGAGCGUAUCACGAGGAAGGCGAUCCAGCAGGACCUUAUUGGCUAUGGAAGGUUCCUGACGAUUAUCCAAGCCAGAUCAUGGACUUCGAUGAUGAAUGACUAUAUGAAAUCGAGGUCGAUGAAGACUGGAAUACGUGACAGUUCGGAAGACAGGUCUACGAACGAUGCUGUAUAUGGGGGAAUGAUGGCGUCUUUACGCUGGAUGUAUCACCAUUUGUUGUUUGCUUGUACAUGUAAACUUUCCGCCUGUGCUGCGCGUAUGUAUUAUCAUUUCUCUUUUGUAUCUUGAAGAGGGGGUGGGAGUUCUUGUGGAUUUUCGUGAUAGUCAUUUUCCCC
Gloeophyllum trabeum ATCC 11539 is the source of this 1676-nucleotide messenger RNA. RefSeq lists its product as uncharacterized. The record is from RefSeq and is a predicted model, not a curated record. Lineage: Eukaryota; Fungi; Basidiomycota; Agaricomycetes; Gloeophyllales; Gloeophyllaceae. Gene Ontology annotation, molecular function: protein binding. Bases 36 to 1439 code for a protein of 467 amino acids. The transcript has 6 exons.